This is a messenger RNA of Canariomyces notabilis, 1881 nucleotides long. Its product is annotated as ankyrin. Lineage: Eukaryota; Fungi; Ascomycota; Sordariomycetes; Sordariales; Chaetomiaceae. Bases 1 to 1881 code for a protein of 626 amino acids. The transcript has a single exon. The record is from RefSeq and is a predicted model, not a curated record. Gene Ontology annotation, molecular function: protein binding.
AUGCGCACCCACAUCUCCGCACAAUGGAGGCGGCCUUCUCUUCGUCUCUUCUUGGUCUUUGCUUACGCCCUGGUCGAAAGGUCAUCGGCGGCAUCACUCAAUUUAGUUGGGACGUUACUAAGCAUGGCUUGGUUCACGUCUUCGCCUCUUCCCAGCUUGGUAACGCUCCCCACCGAGCUUGGCCUUUACGUCACCGAAUUGGUUGGUGAACCGGAACUGGCGGCGCUUUCUCGGGUCAACCGUCGGCUUGGCCAGUUUGCCAAUUGCGUUCUUUGGAACAGAGUUAUCAAAGACCCAGUGAGGUGCCAAGAAGUUCUCCUUUGGGCCGUCGAAGUCGGCCAGCAUACCGUGUUACACUUUAUGCUAGAGAGGGGUGUCGACCCCAACUUCUAUUAUCUCUCGUCCCUACUCAGGAGUAGGCUGCAGGAUGUCUUUGCUGCUCAGGGCGGGCGGCGCGGUACGACUCCACCGCGGGACGACAUUCACCUUCAAGCCGAACAAUUCAGGGAGACCUUGUGCAGAGAUAGGUCCGCGAGAACCCAGGCACAAUAUUUCCAGUUGAAACAACGUCCGUCCAGCAAUACGUUGGUCCAGGACCUGCACUGGCACAUUACGGAGCGGCACCCCCAGUGGCAAUACCGGGCUGCGGAGCUGAAAUUCGCAGUCAGUGGCAGUCUUGAUAAUGUGGACGGCCUGGAAUACUACACCUGGGCCCCGAUCCACAUUGCCGUCCUGCGUGGAGACACCCACGCAGUGCGGCUCCUCCUCAGUCAUGGGGUUGACAUAGAGGCACAGUCUUCCGGUGCGUGUGAUUGCGCUGCCCCAGCUCUUGAUGGCAUUGACGACACAACCAACAACAUGUCGCCUCGCCGAUUCAGGUCGAUCUGGACACCUUUGCAUCUGGCCAUGUGCUCCGGAGACAAGACCAUGGCGGAUCUCCUCAUCUGCAACGGUGCGUCUCGCUGGGUUGGCAGUCUUGUGCGAUACCCUCGCCCCUUAGCCGGCUCGCGGAAUCGUGUUCGCCCAACAAUCACGAGUCUCCAGAAUGCCGCUUGGCUCGGAUCGGUUGAAAUGUGCGAGCUUCUUGUGAACUCACCCCAUGGCAAAUUCCUGAAUUACGCCAACCGCCGACGGUAUACUGCCCUCCACUACGCCGCCCUCGGCGGUCAUAUUCGAACCGUUGGCAAAUGGCUUCUCGAGCACGGAGCGGAUUUCCCCGACGAAGGCGAGGCGGAUCCUCAGGGGCUUCCACAGCGCUUUCUUAACGACCCGCUGAGACUUCUCGUCAUGAAGCAUGAAUACGCCGACGCAUUGUGGCUGCUCAACUUCUGCCACCUGCAUUUAUCAUCUUGGAGCACCUCAUCGCUGGCAAUCUUGUAUUGCCGAGUUCUCGCCGCUCUUUGUCACCUGAAGUUACCCGUUACGUAUAGGACGUUGACGCUUCGCGAGAGACAGGAUAGUCUCUGCAAUACGACCCCGACCGAUAUCAAGGCGAGAGAUGAUAGACUUAUCGAAAACAUGAUGGAUUGGACGAUCGAGAGACUCGUCCUUGCUAGAAGACUCGUGAAGCUGGGCGCAGAUCCUUCACUCCGACAAUUGACCACCCGGUAUAGAAUGCCAGUGGUCUCCAAUGUGGUUCAAGAUUACAUGUGGCUCACACCAAUUGAGAUUGCGAAGCGUUGCGAAUUCACCGCAAUGGCCAAUCUCCUUGAGAACAACGUCGUCGGUGACAUCGAUACCAAAAAUUGGGAUCGCUGGGAAUUCGAAGCCCUGUGGAUCAAACCUGAAGACGUGGAGAACUAUUUCUUGGGCUUGGACGACGACAUGCCCGGUGAAAGUGAUGAUGGCGAGGAGGAAAGGGCAGCAUCUCCUGAGCUAUGA